This is a messenger RNA of Microthlaspi erraticum, 154 nucleotides long. Lineage: Eukaryota; Viridiplantae; Streptophyta; Magnoliopsida; Brassicales; Brassicaceae. The record is from the annotation of a GenBank genome assembly.
AUGGAAGCUCAAGCACCAGUCAAUGGCGGAUCCGUACAGAUCCGGACGGAGGACGCCUCACGAAAGCUUCCGAAUUUCUUACAGAGCGUCAACAUGAAAUACGUCAAGCUCGGCUACCAUUACCUCAUCACCCAUCUCUUCAAGCUCUGUUUAA